Neltuma alba is the source of this 2135-nucleotide messenger RNA. Its product is annotated as glutamic acid-rich protein-like. The coding region runs from base 328 to 1887 and encodes 519 amino acids. The record is from RefSeq and is a predicted model, not a curated record. The transcript is spliced from 2 exons. Lineage: Eukaryota; Viridiplantae; Streptophyta; Magnoliopsida; Fabales; Fabaceae.
ACACAAGCAAAGAAACUCCCAGUCAUAGUCAAGCUCAAGCAAUUCCUCAUCAGAUAGCAAAGGGUAUUAUAAUAAAAUCACGAGAGGGAACAUGGGGAAACUCGAAUAAGAAAGCCAGUCUCCAGAAUCAGCGCCCUGACACAGUCUUAAUGGUAAUGCUACCCCAGCUAUGAGCAGUUAGUUGCAUGGCCUUUUUCACAUGACAAGCAACCAAAGGUAAGUUCGUCACCACAAAACAACCUCCGUAAGAGAGAGAAAGCGACCCCUUUAAUCCUUCACAACAACAAGAAUCCAUUUUCGUUCAAUCUCUGGGUGAGACUGAGAGUAAUGGCUUCCAAUAAAGGCAACCAUGGCGGCGGCAGCGGAGGAAACAGAGGAAGGUCAUACGCGCUGAUGCUGUUACUGGCAUUUGGAGCUGCAUUGCUUGGGGUUAUGGUGCUUCACAAGCUCAGAGAAAGGCGUAUUUACAGCCUUCUGGUGAAAGAGAAAGAUCGCGAUCUCCUUGCUCUUCAGCAUCUCUUGCAGAAGGAAAGAGAUCAUACGAAAGAGAUGAAGAAGAAGAAUGAAGAAAUGAGGGCGAAGAUAUACUCCCUGAGGAGUCAAAAGAUGGAGCUUGACAGAAGGGUUCUGGAGAUGAAAUCGACGAUGGAUUCGCUGAAAGAAGAGCAGAGAGUGAUGGAAUCUGCAUUCGAAGAGAAGCAGAAUGAGACCAAAAUGCUUCGAGAGAGAGUGAGCGAUUUGGGUAGAGAAAAUCCUGAAUUAGCAGCUUUAAGGGAGAAAUUUCAGCGGAAGGAAGCAGAGAUGAGGGACUUGAAGCACCGCUUUGAAAAGGCAUUUAAGAGCCGCGGAGUAAGCAGUAAUAAUUCAACCAUCCUUCCAGAAGUAGUGUCAGAAAAUGGAACAGUGGCAGCACACGAGAAAACUCAGACCGAAAAUAAACAAAGGGACGAGCAAUCGCAUGAUCAAGCUACCAAAUAUGAGGGUGACAAGCUUAUUGCGAAUGAAGAUGCAAGCAAAAACCAAUUGAUCAAGUUUGAUGCUGGAGAUGAAAUUCAAACGAGAGAGGGGAAUAAAGAUACACUGACUGAGCCGAUUGAGCAAAAUAAGAGGCAAGAAACUCUGCAAGUUGACGGUGGUGCCGGUGACACUACAAACGAAAUGAACGAGAAAAUCGGGGCUGGUGAAGAAAAUGCAUCAAUCAGACAAGAGCAGGGAGGAAAAUUUGAGAAUGAUACAACUGGAGGAGGUCAGGAAUUCAGUUUGAAGCAAUUGGAAGAUAACCCCAAAAUUCCUUAUGAUGAGAAAAGGAAACAUGUCCGUAUGGGUAGAACAAAGGGGAAGAGAUGGGGAACGAUUGUCAAGAACAGUUUACUGGGAAACAAUGGGAUCACCGAAAGUCAUGGAGUUGUAAAUAUAAGAAGCAGAAAGCUUACCAGAGAUCAGCGAAAUGAGAAAAACAAUGAAAGGGAGGAAGAGGAAAUGGGCAAUGACAAUCCCAGCAAAAACAAAGCAGAAGAACAACUGCAGAAGCCUGGAAGCCAUGACGAUAUACAAGAUAACGGAAACCAAACAGUAAAUGAGAUAAGCCACCAGGUGACCGAUAAUGAUAGUGGCGAGCGCCAAAGGAAAAAGAUAUUGGAUGAGGACAGUCAGUCAGAAAAGGAAGAGGAAAGUGGAGUAGAACAAAGCUGGAGUAGAAGGCAUGUCAACUUAACAGAAAUGAACGCCGGGCGUGAAAAGCCUAGCACGCCUGAUAAAGAACUUGAAGAACCAGAAGCUGCAGAUGUAGAAGAAGAGAAAGAUGACAUCAACCGGGUUGGUGACGAAGAUAAAGAUGAUGAUUUCUCUAAGGAAUCCCAGCCCGACUCAGCAGAUGAGAAUGAGUAAAAAGGGGAAAUGCACGAGGUAGAGUUUCAGGCGGGUUUAUGAUGAUACUAUAAAUUCAAUUAUGUCCUGUUAGGAUAAAAUAGCUGGUAUCAAGUUUGAUGUGAUAAAAAACUAUUAGCGCUAAAUAGCAUAGUGUCUUAUCAAGUACAUAUCAGUAAACCAAGCUGCACUUCAAGAGGUUCAGGCUCUCUUUUUAAACUUGUGCAGCCUUUGCUUUGAAAAUCAAAGACGCAACGGGCAAGUAUACG